AUGACUCGAGCCUACAUCACGUCCAUUCCCGUCGGCGUGGUGAUGAAGAAGGCCGGCUAUUCGGGAUUCACGCAGGACUACUUCUUGGGUCGCAGUAGGGUGGAACCGGGAGACGAACUCCUCGCUCUCAUCGCCGAGCACAUCUUCCUCGACGUCGACGACCUCCUCAACAAGGCAGAAGAACUCGCGAAGAAGGGGUCCGACGCCGACGUUGCGGCCGUGCAUUUCUGGCGCACCCUUCUGAUGUUCCGCCGCAUUGUCGCCGAGGACCUCGCGGUGAAACUCGUCCGCACCCCUUGGCACCCGUACAUCCAGUAUUCCAAGCUCUGCCGGAUUCCCCUCUUCCAGCACUGGGCGAAGAGGGUCGAGAAUACCGACACCGACACCAUAAAAAAGCGGCAAGAUCCAACCCUCAUCCAGCCAGAGGAGAUAUCGGUCCGCCAUGACGCCCAGUUCGCGGUCGUCUCCCUCACGGAGACGCUUAAGCUCGAGAGGGAGCGGUCAACGGUCCAGAAGCUCGACCUCGAGGAGAAGAUCGAGAAUCGCGACGCAACCAUCGCGUCGCUCGCGGCCGAGAUAACACGCCUCACAGAGGCUCUCCGCGUUUCAGAAGCUCGAAGGAUGCCGGAGGCGCCGCCAGCUGCUAACGACCAGUCGCCGAGCAACGGUGGCUCCGCGGAGUCGGCAAGCAGGGGUGGAGGAGCCAACAAACCCAAUAAACCCCCACAGACGGUCGAGGAGGCUACCUACGAGCUGAACGUAGUGCAGCCUUGGCGGACUGCAACGACCGUCAAGGACGCGUGGCGCCUCUGGACCUCGUGCACCAGCGCCGACACCCGUCGUCUGUGCGACAGGUUCAGGGAGCCGGGAUUCGUCGACCGCCACACCCUCCUCGACGGAGCCUCGCAGGGAGCACACGGGAAGAGGGUGCGCCGCAUGAUGAAGGUCAUCGAUGCGGUGCGCCAGCUUCGCAGGAGCGACGGCGAAGCCGACACGGAAGCCACCGUCGACGCGCUUAACAAGAUAGCGGCGCCUGGCAUUGGGACCUUCGCGAAUGCCCUCACGGUGCUCAACGCGGACGCCGUAGCGACCUAUGGUGGGCAGGGUAAGGGCGUCAAAGGGCUCGGCAAGACGGAAUUUUCCAAGCUUCGUGUCGCCUGUGCGUUCGUGGCGCGCGGGCUCAAGCCCGAAACGUGGGUCGCCGACCUGUUCCCGGACACCUGGGUUGAGCAGAUGAAGAAGACGUUGGCCGACCUGGCCCGCGAAAACAACGCCGGGCAGCUGCCUCCGACCAAUAAGUCGACCAAGCGCAAAAAAACCGCUUGA
This is a messenger RNA of Closterium sp. NIES-65, 1326 nucleotides long. NCBI's taxonomy places the organism in Eukaryota, Viridiplantae, Streptophyta, Zygnematophyceae, Desmidiales, Closteriaceae. The record is from the annotation of a GenBank genome assembly.